Anopheles moucheti is the source of this 1294-nucleotide messenger RNA. RefSeq lists its product as uncharacterized. Lineage: Eukaryota; Metazoa; Arthropoda; Insecta; Diptera; Culicidae. The transcript is spliced from 5 exons. The record is from RefSeq and is a predicted model, not a curated record. The coding region runs from base 734 to 1051 and encodes 105 amino acids.
UUAACUAUUAGUACGGUCUUUAGGCACAGUUUACUAUCGAACUAGCUAAGUAACCGGGACGAACAUAUUUCCGUGUACAAGUGCAACCGAAAGUGCGUUUUUGAAAAUACUGAAUUAAAUAGUGACUUAAAACAAUUCCCCCAUCAAAAGAUCGUUCAGUACGCAUUAACAGAACAAUUCAAUCGAUACGAAAUUAUUCCAGCACAUUCGACGGUUGAUUACAUUUCCAGUGCACAUCGAAUGUGGGACGUCGGAGCAUUGAAGUGACAAUUACAGUUAAAAUUACUUGUUAAACAGUGGUGCUAAUAUAAAAAAAAACUCCCGUGAGCACGUACAUGCCUCAGUUGAAACGUGGCCAACCGAACGACGAGAAUUGGCAUAAAUAGCAAUCAAACACGAAACAAAGCACGAGAAAAAAAUACGCGAACCCUGAACUACGCAUCAUAAUUUUUAUCACACAUCUCUACCUAUUUCCCCCCUCACUCACCGGCAUGAACGGGAACAAACAUCUGCUUAAUUGUGUGGGGUACUAGCGCACGAGGAAAGGGUUUUUCGACGAAUCCGGCAAAACACGACCAUAUUUAUGCGCAAUCAGUUGACCAGCAGCAUCCAGCCACCCUGUGGAUGUGACGAGUCUUUUUGUGUUAUUGCUGUUAAAACGCGAAGGUUACGUUUCACUUACCGCUGCCAACUACUACCACGAGGUUACCACCGCACGUAAAACGCCACCAACAUGUCCUGGGUGUUUCAUCUGCUGUGGAUGUUUCUGGUGCUGAUGCUGUUUUUCAUCGUUCUGCGACGGAUAUAUUACUUCGGGCUGCAGGUGCAUCGACCAGCAACAAACCAAUCGCGCAGUCAAACUUCACAACGCUUCGCAGUAUUCACUAUUUAUCAGAAUGAUCUCCGGACGGCUCAACAGCCUCCACCAACGGAACGUAGCCAACCUCCUGCUUACACGGAACCGCCACCGCCACCAAAAUAUGAUGAAGUUAUAAAAACACCGGGCCUGUUCCAGAAACCUCCACCAUAUACAGCGACUGCCGAAGCGUAAAACUUGGUCUACGCGUAAACAUAAAAACAAAGUGUAAUUUAAAGAAAACUUACCAACAUAAUCAACUUUCCUACGUUUUAUUAAUUCAAUUAUGCUUAAUUUAAGACAAAUUGAUUGAAAUUAUCCGAAUUUCGUCGUACGGUUUGUCGGUUUUCGGGUUCGUCUUGGCAUUGCAUAUGUUUUGCACAAUUUCCAUACCUUUAUGCACACGUCCAAACACUGUAUGCUUAUUAUCCAGCCAGG